GGAGUUGUUUCAGCCGGACGCUUUUGAGCGCUGAACACAACAUGGAGGAAAAUGGCAACUUGCAGAGAAAGAAGGCAUGAUAGCAGUAUAUAUCGCCGAAUUUAGGCCAAACCAUGCGGUAUUAAUCCAUUUUUGAGCAGUGAACAUACUGACAAUCAGCUGCAGGAAGGUCUGAGAUCGGCCUGGGAAGAUGUUUUUCCUCCGGCGGAGUCUGUGGCUUCUGCCCAGGACUCAGCUUUGCUCUGUGUCCCGUCAGAGAGUCCAUAAACUUGCUUCGCUGCAGAAAGCCACAGCACUUUCGCCAAAGAAAGUCAAAAGCUUACUUUACCCCUUUAAAGAGCUGGAGGCGUACCUGGACAGGUCUAUAGACCGGACGCCGUUCCAGCACUUCCAUCCCAGUUUGGAGGACAUGAUUAGAGCAGAAAAGCUGUUCUGCUCCUCACCGUCUCAUAAGAUUGAUUACUACACCUCUGCAGAGAGGCUGGACCACGUGCCUGCACUGACGCAGCCAGAGGUGUGUUUUAUCGGAAGAAGCAACGUGGGCAAGUCGUCUCUCAUCAAAGGUCUGUUCUCUCUGACUCCUGAGGUCGAAGUCAGAGUCUCCAAAACUCCUGGUCACACAAAGAAGAUGAACUUCUUCAAAGUGGGCAAAGCUUUCACCAUCGUUGACAUGCCUGGGUAUGGACACAGAGCACCUAGUGACUUUGUGGACAUGGUGGAGCCGUACCUCUACUCAAGGAAAAAUCUGGUGAGGACGUUCCUGCUGGUCGACGGCAGUGUUGGUCUUCAGAAGGCCGACCUGAUCGCCCUGGAGAUGUGUGAGGAGACGAGAUGUCCGUAUGUGCUGGUGGUGACAAAGAUCGACAAAUGUGGACACGGAGCUCUGCUGACGAACUUGAUGAAACUUCAUGAUUUGGUUAAAACGGAGACGACGAGCUGCUUCCCUCAGCCGUUCCUGGUCAGCUCGCUCCACUUCUGGGGAAUCUACCUCCUGAGAUGCUUCAUCACCCACGUGACGGGGAGCAUCAGUUUAAAGGACACUUCGCACUAACUAACUGAGACGAAUUGUGACUAUUUAACCUCGACGUACGAUAUAUCCACGUUAGGUCUACAGAAAAAGGUUUCAGAGGCUUUUAUUUUUUAAUAAAUGGUUAUUUAAAACUUC
Molecule: messenger RNA, 1165 nt
Organism: Acanthopagrus latus (yellowfin seabream)
Lineage: Eukaryota; Metazoa; Chordata; Actinopteri; Spariformes; Sparidae
Gene: gtpbp8
Product: GTP binding protein 8 (putative)
Exons: 8
Coding region: 191-1051 (286 amino acids)
Cellular component (GO): mitochondrion
Molecular function (GO): GTP binding
Source: RefSeq, a predicted model, not a curated record